Messenger RNA from Kwoniella shivajii, 867 nucleotides. RefSeq lists its product as uncharacterized. The transcript is spliced from 5 exons. Gene Ontology annotation, cellular component: cytosol; nucleus; proteasome regulatory particle. The record is from RefSeq and is a predicted model, not a curated record. NCBI's taxonomy places the organism in Eukaryota, Fungi, Basidiomycota, Tremellomycetes, Tremellales, Cryptococcaceae. The coding region runs from base 1 to 867 and encodes 288 amino acids. Gene Ontology annotation, biological process: proteasome-mediated ubiquitin-dependent protein catabolic process.
AUGUCUGUAGACCUUCAGCAAUCCCUCACAGAGCUGCAACAACUCUUUGACGCUCCAGGGGGAUCAAAGGACGAGGUGACCAAAAGACUAACGAAGCUGAAGCUCGAGCUCGCCUCAUCAGGUUUAUACUUUGCUCCACCUACUGCCAAUACCCAGGAUCUCGUAGCUGCUAGAUCAAUCCUGGAACUGGGUUCUUUCCACUCCCUUCGACAAGGCAAUCUCAAGUCAUACGCACAGUACAACUUUGCAUUACAACCUUUCUACUCGAAUCUUGACUCGAUUCUUCCACCUUCGCCGAACAGACCUAUAACUUUGGGUUUACAUUUAUUAGCUUUAUUGAGUGAAGGUUUAUUGACUGAAUUUCACACUUUGCUGGAAACGUUAAAAGUGGACGCACUAAAUGAUGUAUUUGUCAAACUUCCUGUGGAUCUAGAGAGAUGGUUGAUGGAAGGAGCAUAUAACAAGGUCUACCGAGCGAAAGAUAGAGUACCAAGGGAAGAGUUUGGCUUCUUACUCGAGAGACUGAUGGGGACCGUCAGAGGACAAAUCGCAGCAACGAUAGAAACUUCUUAUGCUUCUUUACCACUCGCAUCAGCAGCUACCUUAUUGUUCUACAAAUCUGGCGACCCAUCGCAACUGACUGAAUACACUUUCCAAAGGGGGUGGUCGUUUUCACCUGCAACUCACACCUUCACUUUCCCAAAAUCAGCUAAACCUGAUAUCGCGUUAGCCGCUGUCCAACCUUCCGAGUCUUCAACUGCGACCAUAGAUGCCAUGAAGGGCAAAGGUGUCAAUAAAGGUGUUCCAAUGAGAACAAUGGUAGGACCAGCGUUGAAACUGGCUCAACAAUUAGAAGCCAUUGUGUAA